AGAGUGGGGGGGGAAGUGUAAAGGAGGUGCUAUCUGGAAACUAAAAAGGCAGAUUUAAAUGUAACCAAUCAAGAAGCCAUAUGCAGACUUGACUGACAAUUUAUUCACUCAAUGGGGUUCUUCCUCACACUGGGAUAGGGAAGGCAUUAUAGGGGAUUUCAAGCUUAAUGUCUCACACCUCACGGGGCAGGAGGUCUUCAAAAGGGGAAUAUCCCUGUGGGAUGGGGACAUAUGGUAUCCUUACUAAAGCAUUCCUCUCAUACAGCCUUUCCUUCCUCUCAGCUUUCUCUCACAGCCUUCCCCCCAGCAGAUCUCUCAGCUACUCAAUGUUCUCUCUCGCACAGCCUCUCCCCCAGCCCUUCCAUGAGUGUGCCUCUGCCCCAGUGCUUCUCCAACACAGUACUCCCCCAUACAAAACGUAAACUCUGCAAUAAGAGGGAGGACUUGUGCUCCGCUGGCUACUGACUUCCGGGUUACAGCCGGAAGUCCGGUGAGGAGGAGAGCCGUCAGAUACCCGCACGUAGUUUCAUAGCUGCAGAGCCACUCGUCCUAUCUCCCUUUUCCAAAAUGCAUUGCAGAGCAUGGAGCGGAUUUUUAUUGGGGACUUUUUAGCUAAACGCAAGCCGGGUACAUUCUGUAUGAACUUUGAGAUUUGCCUGCCUGCUGAAUGUUCCUGUGAUGGUCAAGGCUAAUUAAAAGCUGGAUCAAUACUGGUGGAUAAUUAUAAAUUUGGAAUUAUAGCCUUGGUCUUCCAUAGACGGGAGGGGUCAGGAAGCAGCGUAUGAAUUCUGCCUUCGGGAAUCCUGCGGCUCUGCCUCUGUGUGGUCUUUACUACAGCAAGUUUUCCUGUCACCGUAGGAGGAACAGAUCUGCACAGCUACCUCUAAGCCCCAUGUUUGCCGGUAUGGUUUCAAGAUGCGUUGCUUGGCAGCCAGAGUCAACUAUAAGACUCUCAUCUUUAUCUGCUCUCUCUUCACCCUCGUAACGGUCUUGCUUUGGAAUAAAUGUUCUUCCAAUGACCAUACUUCAAAUGUGCCGUGGGAUCCUCAGAGAGGUCUCCGAGUUGACAGCUUUGAUAAGCGGGUAGCAGCUUCAGAGAGCAAUGGUCCACCCAUAUCUGAGGAGGCAUCUCCUCAGGAACAGCAGAAGGCUCCACCUUUGGUGGGAAGUAAAGGGACAGCGCAGAAGUAUGAGGAGAUAGAUUGUAUGAUUAAUGAAGAGCAAACCGUACCAUGCAGAAAAGAAGGGACAGAAGUUUACAUGCCCUUCUCCUGGGUGGAAAAGUACUUUGAGGUUUAUGGGAAAAUCGCUCAGUAUGAUGGCUUUGAGAGAUUUGAGUUUUCCCAUAGCUACUCUAAAGUAUAUGCACAACGUGGACCAUACCAUUCUGAUGGGGUUUUUAUGUCAUUUGAAGGAUACAACGUGGAGGUCAGAGACCGGGUAAAGUGCAUCAGUGGAGUAGAAGGAGUCCCAUUAUCCACCCAGUGGGGUCCACAGGGAUAUUUCUACCCAAUUCAGAUUGCACAGUAUGGUCUAAGCCACUACAGCAAAAAUCUGACUGAGAAGCCCCCCCAUGUGGAAGUAUAUGAGACGGCUGAUGAAAAGAGCGGAGUGACAGGGGUUUGGAACAUCCCUAAAGGAGCCUCCGUCACCACCGUGUUUGACAAUGUCAAGAAUAGCCACGUCAAGCAUUUUGUGGUUCCAGAGACUUCAGAAGGUGCUUCACUGUUGUUGGGAAACACAAAGGACUUCAUCUUAUCUCUGGAUGUGAAGUUUAUAACUAAUGGCAGCAUUUCAGUGGUGAUGGAGACUACAGAGAAGAACCAAAUUUUUACCCUACACUACAUCACCAAUACACAGCUUAUUGCAUUCCGUGACCAUGAUGUCUUUUAUGGGGUGGGAUCCCGGACAGCCUGGAGCACGCUGACCCGUGAUCUAGUGACAGACCUCAAAAAGGGCGUAGGACUGUCCAACACAAAGGCUGUGAAGCAGACCAAGAUCAUGCCUAAGAAAGUGCUCCAGAUUGUGGUGAAGGGCAGUGGCUUUUUAGACAAUGUCACCAUAUCAACCACUGCUCACACAGCUGCCUUUUUUGCUGCCAGUGAUUGGCUGGUUAGAAAUCAGGACGCCAAAGGCGGCUGGCCAAUAAUGGUGACUCGAAAGCUAGGAGAGGGAUUUAAGGCAUUGGAGCCAGGGUGGUAUUCUGCUAUGGCUCAAGGGCAGGCAAUAUCCACAUUGGUCCGUGCCUACCUUCUUACCAAGGAACAGUUCUAUCUGGACUCUGCACUCAGAGCCACUUCUCCAUUUAAACUGCCUUCAGAAAAGCAUGGUGUAAAAGCAGUGUUCAUGAACAAAUAUGACUGGUAUGAAGAGUACCCCACCACCCCAAGCUCGUUUGUAUUGAAUGGCUUCAUUUAUGCUUUGCUUGGUCUGUAUGACCUAAAGGAAACAGCAGGAGAGAAGCAGGGUAAGGAGGCAAGGCUCCUGUAUGAACGAGGGAUGGAGUCCCUCCGUGCCAUGCUGCCUCUAUAUGAUACAGGAUCUGGGAGUAUCUAUGAUUUACGACACUUUAUGCUAGGCACAGCCCCAAACCUUGCCCGCUGGGACUAUCACACCACUCACAUUAACCAGCUGCAAUUACUUGCAAGUAUGGAUGGGUCUCCAAUAUUUAGAGACUUUAUCCGACGCUGGAAAAGCUACCUGAAAGGGGGCAGAGCCAAGCACAACUAGAAAGGAGGGAUGAUAAAUUGAUUUAGAAACCAAAAGCUGCAAUGAUUAUGGCCAGAUGUGCCUGGCCCGGUACACUUCUCUCUCUCUGUCUCACACGCCUGGAGAUCUUGAAACACACCUUAAACAAGAGGAGGGUUAAAGAGCUAGUGUUUACUAUUAGUGUGGCAAAUGGAAAGCUGGAAGCAGAUGAGGAUUUUUAUAUAAAUUCCAAAGAGCAGUUCUUUUUUUAUUUUUUAAAACAUGUCCUCUCUGUGAUGCCAUUGAAUAGAUGACUAUUGGGAACUGAUGGGAUUAAUGAAUGAGAUUCCAGGUAUAAGUAUAUUGUGCCGACAAUCAUAUAAACCAGUUAAUAAAACAAUCACUGGCUUCAUGGACUGAACAAAAUCCAGAAGAAUUCUACAUAUACACACUCUUUUUGGACUUUCCAUCCUGUAACUAAUAUGUAAGAGUAAAUAUACCCUGUAGAGUUUUUCUUCCAUUUCUAUUCCCUUAUAGAAACAAUAGCAUCUGCCAGCACAAAGCCCAGAUUAUUCCAACAUAUCUUCCUUUGUACAAGUGCCAGCUGUCUCAUCGUUUAGCAGGCCCACACAUUCUCCAUAAAUUGCCAUUUUGAACUAGUGGUUAUCUGUAGACAUGAUGACCCACUCCCUUACCAUAAGGCAAAUCCUAUGCACUUCUAAAAAAGAGGAAUGUCCUGUAUUUAGUUUAAAGGACAAGGAAUCGCAUUUUACAAUUGGGCUGCCAAAAGUUAGGCACCCCCCAAGUGACUAUUUUUACUUACCUGAUACUCGGGCCGUUGCUCUGAUUAGCAGAAAACCGCACCGGCCCGGGGUUUUUCUAGCGAGCACUACGGAGAGAUCCUCUUCCUGCUUCAGUUUUUAAAUUUCCCGGGGCAGACGCUUGCACAGUAGAUUGAAAUAGCUGGAUUUUUUGUUAAAGUCCGUCUUUCCGCUCUACUGCGCAUGCACAACUGUGAAAAGACCUGAAGAAGCAGGAAGAGGAUCUCUCCAUGUUGGUCGCUAGAAGAACCCUGGACCGGUGCGGUUUUCUGCUGAUAGGAGCACCGGCCCGGGGUGUAAGGUAAGAAAAAGUAGUCACUUGGGGAUGCCUAACUUUUGGCACCCCCAAAUGUAAAAUGCUAUUCCUUCUCCUUUAAGUUAUCAUGUAAUUCUUUCCUGCUUAAUUAGCAGCAAACAAAUGGUAGAUAAACCCUAUUUAUAUAUAGAUAUAUAUAUAGAGAGAGAGAGCGAGUAUAUUUUGCCUUUAAGGGCAGAAUUCUAGGAAUCCUGUGUAAUGCACUUUAACAGCUGACCUAUUACUAUGUGAAUACAUAUAUCCGUUAGUUUUCUGGCUUCCAAAGAUUCUGCCCCAGAGUGUAUAGUAUUUAGCAGAUUAAUGCUGCGUGUGUCCCUGGCAAGCUACUGUGGAUCACAUUUUCAAAUGCUUAGUUUUCUACAUUUUUGGGAAAGUGGAGAACUGAAGAGUAAUUUUUAACCAAAUCAAUUUUUUUAUUUAUGGAGUUUACGGAGUGAGCAUUAUCUAUAAACAUGAAUUCCCUUGA
Molecule: messenger RNA, 4291 nt
Organism: Xenopus laevis (African clawed frog)
Lineage: Eukaryota; Metazoa; Chordata; Amphibia; Anura; Pipidae
Gene: glce.S
Product: glucuronic acid epimerase S homeolog
Exons: 5
Coding region: 916-2730 (604 amino acids)
Biological process (GO): heparin proteoglycan biosynthetic process; heparan sulfate proteoglycan biosynthetic process
Cellular component (GO): Golgi apparatus; endomembrane system; membrane
Molecular function (GO): heparosan-N-sulfate-glucuronate 5-epimerase activity
Source: RefSeq, a predicted model, not a curated record